Molecule: messenger RNA, 1745 nt
Organism: Chionomys nivalis (European snow vole)
Lineage: Eukaryota; Metazoa; Chordata; Mammalia; Rodentia; Cricetidae
Product: cytochrome P450 2J4-like
Exons: 9
Coding region: 13-1518 (501 amino acids)
Biological process (GO): xenobiotic metabolic process
Cellular component (GO): intracellular membrane-bounded organelle; cytoplasm
Molecular function (GO): iron ion binding; heme binding; oxidoreductase activity, acting on paired donors, with incorporation or reduction of molecular oxygen, reduced flavin or flavoprotein as one donor, and incorporation of one atom of oxygen
Source: RefSeq, a predicted model, not a curated record
CUAGCUCUUGCCAUGUUUGUCACUGAGGGCUCCCUGGUGGCCGCCGUCUGGUCAGCGCUCCAUCCUAGGACUCUGCUGCUGGCUGCUGUCACUUUCCUGCUCCUGACCAACUUCCUAAUAAACAGGCGCCCCAAGAACUGCCCUCCAGGGCCCUGGCGCCUGCCCUUUGUGGGAAACUUGCUCCAGUUGGAUUUGGAACAGUCGCAUCUGGCAGUUCAGCAGUUUGUGAAGAAGUACGGAAACCUAAUUAGCCUGGAUUUUGGUAACAUCCCUUCAGUGGUCAUAACUGGACUGCCCUUAAUAAAAGAAGCUUUCACUCACAUGGAACAAAACUUCUUGAAACGCCCCAUCACACCUCUCAGAAAACGUGUCUUUAAUGACAAUGGAUUGAUCAUGUCCAAUGGUCAGACAUGGAAGGAGCAAAGGAGGUUUGCACUAAUGACACUCAAGAACUUUGGAUUGGGAAAGAAGAGCUUAGAGCAGCGCAUACAAGAGGAGGCCCUCCAUCUUGUGGAAGCCAUAGGAGAGGAGGAAGGACAGCCAUUUGACCCUCACUUCAAUAUCAACAAUGCAGUUUCCAAUAUCAUUUGCUCCAUCACCUUCGGGGAGCGCUUUGAGUACCAUGACAGUCAGUUUCAGGAGAUGCUGAAGCUACUGGAUGAAGUCACGUGUUUGGAGGCAUCAAUGAUAUGCCUGCUCUACAAUGUCUUUCCAUCCGUAAUGAAAUAUCUUCCUGGAUCACACCAAACAGUUUUCAGAAACUGGGAAAAACUGAAACUGUUUGUGUCCCACAUGAUGCACAGUCACCAGAAAGAUUGGAAUCCCGCUGAACCGAGAGACUUCAUUGAUGCUUUCCUCACAGAAAUGUCAAAGCACCCAGACAAGACUACAAGUUUCAAUGAAGAAAACCUCAUCUGCAGCACUCUGGACCUCUUCUUUGCUGGAACAGAGACAACAUCCACGACCCUGCGCUGGGCUCUGCUCUACAUGGCUGUAGACUCAGUAGUGCAAGAAAAAGUACACACUGAGAUUGACAGAGUGAUUGGCCAUGGGAGGCAGCCAAGCACAGCUGACCGAGAGUCCAUGCCCUACACCAAUGCUGUCAUCCAUGAGGUGCAGAGGAUGAGCAACAUCAUCCCCUUGAAUGUUCCCAGGGAAGUGACAGCUGAUAGCACACUGGCUGGAUUCCAUCUGCGGAAGGGGACCAUGGUCCUGACCAAUUUGACUGCACUGCACAGGGAUCCCAAAGAGUGGGCCACCCCAGACACCUUCAAUCCAGAGCAUUUUUUGGAGAAUGGACAGUUUAAGAAGAGAGAAUCCUUUCUGCCUUUUUCAAUGGGAAAGAGAGCCUGCCUGGGAGAACAAUUGGCCAGGUCUGAGCUGUUCAUUUUCUUCACUGCUCUUUUGCAAAACUUUACCUUCAAGCCCCCAGUCAAUGAGAAGCUGAGCCUGAAGUUCAGAAUGGGCCUCACCCUUUCCCCAGUCAGUCACCGCCUGUGUGCUGUCCCCAGACUGUGAUGCUGGAGAAGGAAAGUGUAAAGAAAAGAAGAAGGGGUGAAAUGUACCUCAAACUCAAUCCACACAGAAGAGGAGAUAGGCUGAAGGCAACGAGAAAAGAGGGGAGGAGUUGGAGUAAGGAAACUAAAUCAAAUUCCUAGACUGCUUGACCCACAAAUUAAUGUUGGUCAUCGAACUUAUGAGUUCAGAAAGGUUUCUGAAGGAAUAAUGACUAUUUCUAUUAUAUA